AUGGUGAGAUGGAGAGGCGGAGUUGGAGCAGGGAAUGGGAGGGUGAGGGCAGGGAAAGGCGGGGUGGGGGGAGGGAACGAGAAGGGGGGGGCAGGGAACGAGAAGGUGGGGGCAGGGAAAGGGAGCGAGGAGGCAGGGAAUGGGAGAGAAGAGGCAGAGAGUGGGCGAGAGAAGGCAGAGAAGGAGAUAGAAGGGGCAGGGAGUGGGGGAGAGGGGGAAGGGAAGGGGAGAGAAGGGGUAAGGAGUGGGAGGGAGAGGACAGGGAAGGGGAGAGGAGGGGCGGGGAGCGGGGACGAGGGGACCGGGGAAGGGACGAGGAAGGAGAAGAAGGAAGGCAUGAUGAAGGGGCCGGCGUGGUGGGCCAUAGCUUGGCAGGGGAGUUGCAUGAGAGGGGGGAAAGGCGACGAGGGGAGGGAGACGGGGGUAGAGAGGGAGGAGGAGGGCGAGGAGGAGGUUCAGGGGGUGGAGAGAGGGGAGGAAGCAGAGGGGAGGCAGGGCGAGGAGGGGGUGAGGGCAGUGGGUAUGGGACGCAUGGGAAUGGAAUCAGAGGAAGAGGAGGAGGAGGAGGUGGUGGUGGUGGUGAUGGCUGGUAGAGAGGAGGGGGUGGAUGCUGGUGGCACUGCCGAUGCCUCUGCUAGCUUUCCUCCUGCUGCUGCUGCUCCUGCUGCUGCUGCUGAUGCUCCUGCUACGGCUGCAGCAACAAGUGCUGCGAUUAACGCAGAGGAAGGGGUGUCGCGUGCCGAGGCAGAGGAACGGGGAAUGCGGUGGGUUGGUGGGAGGCGAGAGACGGAGGAUGCAUUGAGAGUCAAUGCCGAAGAUGUGCGUAGAAGGAAUGGGGAGAAUGUGAGGAGCUUGCAUGGUGAAGAGACGGAGCAACACGAGGAAGGGGAGGUGAAAGAGGAGGAGGAGGAUGAGGAGGAUGAGGAAGAAGAGGGAAGUGGGGAAGAGAGGGGAGGGCUACAGGAGGCAGUGGAGAUGGGGGACGGUGAAGAGCAGGAACGCGAGGAGGGCGAACAUGAGAAGCAAGGGGUGGGAGGUCGAGGUAUGGAUGGAGAUUUCGAGGAGGGAGAGGAAAGGGAUGGAGGUGGGAAACUGGCAAGACAUGGGAAUGGUGAUGCUGCUGGUGCUGAUGCGCAUGAUGCUGCUGGUGAUGAUGCUCAUGAUGAUGCCGAUGAUGGGGCUGAUGCUCAUGAUCACGCUAUGGUUGUGGACACUCCACUCGCUGUUCCGCCCUCACCUCCUCCUGUUGCUGCUGCUCUCCUUCCUCAGAGCACACCUCCCCUGGCUCCUCCUGCUCUUCUUCCUGCUGCAGCUGCUGCUGCACCUGUGAGCCAGGCCGUGGCACCCACCAUGCCCAGCGCAAGUACCACAGGUGGGGCGACGGAUGCUGGUGCCACGGCAGUGGUGGUUAUUGAGAACCUAGAGGACGAUACCACUGCUCAAGACGUGCGAGACGUGGUGCAGUUCACAAGAUCGACCCCUUUUUUCUUUAUAUGGUUCACUGGUCAACCCCCCUCCUUCCAUCCAACACUACCGCACCGUGUGCAGGCGCUCACAGUGUUUCCAGUGCUGGGAGCGGCGUUCUUCCCCCGGCACCCACUCCGCGACCCCCCUGGAGCCGCAUGGGCGGCUCUGCUCUUCCGCUCGCGCGACGAGGCGGCCAGUGUGGAGCGCUUCCUCUCGCACGACGCCGCUGUCAUGCCCUUUGCCACGCGCAGGCCCUGGAGAGCGUGGCUGUUGCAAGGGCAACCGGCUGCUGACCUCAAGCGAUACCUCGUGCCAUCGCAGCCACCAUCACAGCACCAGCAGCAAGCGCAUGCUGAGCGCAUAAGUUCCCCUGUCGCUCCCCAUUUCUCACGAUCCAAUUCCCUGCCCCGUCCCUCAUCGUCCCGACCGUCCUCGCCUCGACCAUCCCGUUCUCGACCCUCCUCUCCUCGACCGAGCGGGAGAAGCGCGGUGCCGCCUCACCUGUCGCUCGUGCCGUGGCAGUCGGAGGCAGCAGAGCUGCAGCGGCGGUGGAGGCGCAUGAAGAUGCGGCACGAUGUGGAGAUGGUUGACUUGGCGCAAAAGCAUUCGCUGCAGGAGCACCAGCUGCGUCUGGCUUUUCUGUGA
Molecule: messenger RNA, 2112 nt
Organism: Closterium sp. Yama58-4
Lineage: Eukaryota; Viridiplantae; Streptophyta; Zygnematophyceae; Desmidiales; Closteriaceae
Source: the annotation of a GenBank genome assembly